Arabidopsis lyrata subsp. lyrata is the source of this 1897-nucleotide messenger RNA. Its product is annotated as phenazine biosynthesis-like domain-containing protein 1. Gene Ontology annotation, biological process: biosynthetic process. Gene Ontology annotation, cellular component: cytoplasm. Gene Ontology annotation, molecular function: isomerase activity. NCBI's taxonomy places the organism in Eukaryota, Viridiplantae, Streptophyta, Magnoliopsida, Brassicales, Brassicaceae. The record is from RefSeq and is a predicted model, not a curated record.
AUUUUCAUCUUAUGUGCACAGAAGCCAUGAACCUCAUCUUACCUAUGUUAAUUGGAUUUUUUGUUCAUAUAUUUCUGUAUGUGGAAGUGUACAUUACAUAAUAUUUACAUAGUAGAAUUCAUCAUUUCAUUGAGAACCUUGAUAGAAUCAGAAACAGAGGCUACAGAGCCAUAUGUACGUACCCAGUACCCUGAGAAACAGAGGCUACGUUCACAUGAAAUGUUAUCUGUAAUACUCAUUAGGCAACAAUCCUAAUCAGAUGCAUUUUCAUUAAUUUUGCAGAUUCUUACUUUGCCUUUGAUUGGUUUCCCCAUGCUUUGAUCCACUCGUAGUUCUGUGAAGUAUUCCAUUUGUGGAGUAAACAGGGCAUUAGAGUUUAUUUGAUCCAUAACCGUUGUAGUUGUGCAUAAUCACCAAUCUUGUAAAUCUGUCAGAUGUAUUAGCUUGUGAAUGUCGACCAUUCUCACUUCUUUUUGUAGGCGGAUCUUUGUGGUCAUGCAACAUUGUGGAUUUGUCACAUUACUGGAUCAUAAUAUAGGAGUUGAUGAGAUAAAAAAAGGAAGAAGAGGAGCUAUAUGGCCAUGCUCGUGAAGAUGCCUGUGAAGUAUUUUAUGCUUUUCAAGAUUGAUAAAGAUGUUGGUAAACAGAAGCAUGUCAACUACUUUGUGGUUGAUGCAUUCACUGAUUCAGCCUUUAAGGGUAACCCUGCAGUAGUGUGCUUUCUAGAUGAUGAGAGUAAGAGAGAUGACGUCUGGCUUCAGUCUCUCGCCACCAAAUUCAACCUUCCUAUGACUUGUUUUCUUAUUACCAUCACCGGCUCCAAUCCCCCUCGCUUUAUACUGCGGUGGUUCACCCGCUUUGUGGGGAUGGUUAUUUGUGGUCACGCAACCUUAGCAUCUGCUCACAUUCUCUUCUCAAAUGGUUUGGUUGGUUCUGCUGAUACAGUUGAGUUUUUCACCCAGUCGGGGAUUCUAACUGCCAAAAGGGCGUUGAGUGACGGUGAAUCGAAAGAAGUCGAAUUGAAUUUACCUAUGAUCAGAAGAUGUGAGUACAACUCCAACGAUGUCUCCAUGUUCUCCAAAGCCUUAAACGGAGCUACCAUUGUUGACGUCAGAGGAACUACAACAGCUAGCACCAUCCCUGAAGCCUUGAAUGGAGUUGCCAAGGCAGCUUCAACCGACAAAAUCAUCGUAUGCUCUUCAAGAAACUUCAAAAACUAUUACUUAUAUUGAAAACAGAUUGACCUGAAAAUGCUCCAAUUUCUUUCCUCAUCUUUAUAUGACUGAGAAUCCGGACAAAGAUGUAUUUCUAUAAUGAAUAUUGUAUUCAUGAUCUGAUUACAGGUUGUGCUUCCAUAUUGGGAAUCUGUCAUUGAAUUGCAGCCAAGAGUGGGUGAUAUCAUGAAAUGCCUCGGCAAAGUGAUGAUUGUUACCGCUGCUGCUCCUCAAGGAUCUCCAUUUGAUUUCUGCAGUCGACUCUUUGCUCCUAAACUAGGGCUCCUAAACUAACCUGCACUUUCAUAGGAGCAACUCUUCUCUUCUUACUUGUCGUAGCCACCAACAAAACAUCAAAAAUCUUUACCUUUACCUCUACCUCAUUUGAUUGGUGCUUUUGUUCCUUCAAGACUCUGUAUGUGGAAGUGCACAUUGUUCAUUAGCACAUUACUCGAGCCUCAAGAUGAACAAGUCUGAUUUCGUUGCCUAUGCAGUGAUUCCUCUUUCUCUGUAACUAACUAACAUUUUGAAGCAAAGAAGAAACACAUUUUACAGAAUCAACAAAUUUGUUUCAGGCGAAUAACUUAAGGUUCAUUAUGAUAAGGAUAAACAGAGAGUCUCGCUCGCCCGGAAAGUUGUGACCGUCAUGAACGGCUCCAUAUUAGUUUAAUCUUUUGACAUUU